GUUUUAAUGUAGAAAACGGAAACACUGCAAUUUAGCUCCAUUUAGGAAAUUUAACAAGCGUAUUCUACAUCUGUCUAACCAGUACUUCGAUCAUGAAUGUUUUACAGCUGAGACGCUAUUUAAAUCAUGGUGGCGCGUAGCUGCUAGCUUUUUCCUUAUAUAGGAAGAAGGGAACGGUCUGUAACGACAGCUUCCUGUCGGUGGGGAGGAUGCACAACUGGAAAUAUACUUUUAAAGUCAUUCAGCAUCAAACUGUAUGAAUGUUGCUCAUAUUUUAAUAACUACUAACUUUUACAGAUAAUAAAUUCAGUUCAAAAACUCAUCUUUAAAGUUUCGACAACGCAGGUCACUAAAAUGCAGCCAGUGGGACCUCAUUUUAUCUACAAUCUCAGUUUGUCUGACUCUGCAAACUUUUUUCAUUAGUCAAAUUGGUGAAUAAAACAAAUUAGUAUGCCUUAUGUCCAGAGUCAUAUUUGAUGCAGGUGUCAAUGAGAUACUAUUACAGAAACCGUGAAGUAUUUAGAGAAGCUUAUUUCUAGUGCACUUUAAUGACAUUGGUUUCAUUAAAUGUUGUACUCAGUACUUGUUUUUGCAUAGGCAGCUUUAUUUGUUUAACGUAUUUCAUACACAGAUGCAAUUCAAUUCUACCUACUUUGAUAGCACAGUUCAGCGACCUCUCUGAUGAACAAAUCUGAAUUUAUAAUUAUAUGUACAUGAUUGAAAACUAAAAUACAUUAAUAUAGUGCGUUGCAUCAUGGUGCAGUUGCUCAUUUCUCAGUUUUAAGGUUUCUCUGCAUCAACACACCUGACUUUAUUCAUUAGGUAAUUAACAGACAGGCUUCUUUAGAACUCGAUGACGUCGGUGUCGGGUAGUUCAACCGUUGAAUCAGGUGUUACGGAGCCGGGAAACGACUGAAACCUGAAGGGUUGUAGGCUACCAGCCAGUACAAGGAUUGGACACCGCUGCAAUAAAUCAAGCUAAUGCGCAUGCGUGAAACAUUUUAUAAAAAACAAAUACUAUCACGUUUAUUGACGGUAUCCGUAGAGUUAUUUUACUAUCAUCAGUUUGUUAAAUGUACGAAAUACACGUUGCCCUCAUUAAUUAAAACGCAGCAAUUCAAACGAAAGCUAUCGUACUAAUCUGGAGGCGUGACGAACACCGCCAUGUUCCCACAAUGCAUUGAGCGGGUUAGAAAGUUAUUAUUUUAUGCUCAAUUUAACUCCCUAUAUCGCACGUUUAACACACCUGCUAUAGUGUAAUGUUAAGUUAAAAAAAUCAUUAGCAAGAGCACAUUUUUGAGUUUUGGAGUGUGUAACCGUAAUGUAGACGGGUAUGUUGGAGAAUGGGCUGCGACACUGAAACGCUGUUUCGUUAGUACUCUUGUUUCUCUUCAGAUCGUAUAAAUCUUUCGCCUUUUACUAAAGAUUUCCGUGGAGAGGAACAACAAGAGCUUAACACAAUUUUUUGAUGCCCUGCCUUAUGGUGGGGUCCCUUCACACUGUCUAAAACAAAGUUACGCUGUUAGAUACGGGACUCAAACCUCGUUGGAGCUUUAUCACUCCAGUUAUGAGCAUUUAGAUAGCUAUAAGUCUAUUUAAGACUCAGCAUUAGCGUAUACAAGAAAAAGAACACCGUACAUCAGAAUAAGAUUUAAACUACCUGCAUCUCAAUUUCUAGUCAAAUUUCAGACACUUAACAACUUUUAGUAUUUAUUAACUUAGUAGUUACAGGCUGUAUCUUUCAGUGUUGCACCGUUUCUGUACGUAAUAUAUUUACAAACGCUCGAUUUGAGAAAAAAAUUAUUCUGGGUUUUCAUCGAAUUACAUUCACAUGUGUUACUAUACGUUCUUUAUUAUAAAAAUCUAUGACAUUUUAAAUGUAAACAUUUAAAAGCGUCAAAAGAUUAUUCGCGCAAUGCAUUGUGGGAACACGGCUGUGUUUCGUUACUUUUUGCUUCAGUUUGUGAAACUGAUUUAUUUUUAUAUACAUAUGAACAUCAACAAAUUUCUUAUGCAUGUUUAUUAAAGCGAUUAUAGUAAAGGCUGUAUCUAUUCGUUACUAAUACAUACGCAGCAGUCUGUUUAUGAAGGAAAUGUUUGACGCAUGCGCAGACUUGAAUGUGGGUGUGUAUUCAAGGAACCGUAAUGCAGACGGCUAUGUGGGGACAACGGGUCCCAAACUCGAGAAUUUCACGCAGUACACUCUUGGUUCUCUUCAGAUCGAAUAAAUCUUUCGCCUUUUACUAAAGAUUUCCGUGGAGAGUAACAGCAAGAGCUUAACCCAAUUUUUUGAUACCCUUCUCUGAGGUGGGGUUCCUUUACACUGUAUAAAAUAAAGAUACCCUGUUAGAUACGGGAUUAAAAACUCAUUAGAGCUCCUGUACUCCAGUGACGAACGUUAAGAUAGCGUAAAAUCUAUAUAAGACUUAGCGUAAGCGUAUACAAGAAAAAGAACACCAGAAUAAAAUUUAAAAUACCUGCAUCUCAAUUUCUAGUCAAAUUUCAGACACUUAACUUUUAGUAUUUAUCUACUUAGUAGAUACAGUCUGUAACUUUCAGUGUUGUACCGUUUCUGUACGUAAUAUAUUUACAAACGCUCGAUUUGAGAAAAAAAUUAUUCCGGGUUUUCAUCGAAUUACAUUCACAUGUGUUACUAUACGUUCUUUAUUAUAAAAAUCUAUGACAUUUUAAAUGUAAACAGUUAAAAGCGUCAAAAUAUUAUUCGCGCAAUGCAUUGUGGGAACACGGCUGUGUUUCGUUACUUUUUGCUUCAGUUUGUGAAACUGAUUUAUUUUUAUAUACAUAUGAACAUCAACAAAUGUCUUAUGCAUGUUUAUUAAAGCGAUUAUAGUAAAGGCUGUAUUUAUUCGUUACUAAUACAUACGCAGCAGUCUGUUUAUGAAGGAAAUGUUUGACGCAUGCGCAGACUUGAAUGUGGGUGUGUAUUCAAGGAACCGUAAUGCAGACGGCUAUGAGGGGACAACGGGUCCCAAACUCGAGAAUUUCAGGCAGUACACUCUUGUUUCUCUUCAGAUCGUAUAAAUCUUUCGCCUUUUACUAAAGAUUUCCGUGGAGAGGAACAACAAGAGCUUAACUCAAUUUUUUGAUGCCCUGCCCUGAGGUGGGGUUCCCUUACACUGUAUAAUAAAAAUACACCCCUUAUGUGACGGACUUAUCAGCUCGCACGAGCGUCUUGUUCUUCACUCAUGACCGUUUCAGUAGCAUCACUGAAACAAGACUGAGGAAAAUUUAACAUACCUGCAUUUCAAUUACUAGUCUAAUUUCAGACAUUGACAACUUUUAGUAUUCAUUAAUUUAGUAGACAGGCUGGAACUUUCAGUGUUCUGUACCUUGUGGUGGGGAUCCUUUACACUGCUGAAGAGUAAAAGCAUGUUGUAAUUAAUGGUAACGUCAUGUAUUCAACAUAUUAACAUAUUCCAAUCUUUCAAUCUCAAGUUAAAUCAUUUAAUGAAAUUUGCUUUUGCUUUAUAUACAAUAGAUUAACUAAUGCACUCGAUUUGCGUCAUUUAUACCUUGUUUUUCCGUUUUCUGGAUUAUCCGCACUCAUGAGUGUUACAAAUAUGCUUUUCAACUCGUUCUGUAUUUUAAAAUGACAUUUGAAAUAUAAACUAUUAAAAGCGUCAAAAUAUCCAAUAGUGCAGUGCAUUGCAAGAACACAGCUGUGUUAGUUACUCUAACUUUUUAGUGCUCCAGUUUGUAAAACUGAUUUAUUUCUAUAUUAUGUGAACAUCACCAUAUGUCAAACAAAGUGAUUAUAGUACAUGCUUUAUAUGUAUAUUAUUCAUGUUUGACGCAUGCGCAGACUUGAAUGUGGUUUUGCGUUCAAGGACCCGUAAUGCAGACGGCUACGUGGGAAAAACGAGUCCCACACUCAGGGGUUGGUCUGGUAUUCACUCUUGUUUCUCUUCAGAUCGUAUAAAUCUUUUGCCUUUUACUAAAAGUUUCCGUGGAGAGGAUGAACAAGAGUUUUCUCCAAUUUUUGAUACCCUGCUUUGUGGUGGGGUCCCUUUUCUGCAUAAAAUAUAAAAAUAAUUAUAGAUGCUGAAGUCAUUUAUGCAACCUACAUACAUUUAAUAAUGACUCUUAAACGCAAGUUAUUUAUUGAAAUUUCACACUGAGGCUUGCGGCACCUUGUUAUUUAGUUUUCUGGAUUAUCCGCACCCAUGAGUGUUACAAAUAUGCUUUUCAACUCGUUCUUUAUUUAAAAGCUACAUUUGAAAUAUAUACAUUUAAAAGCGUCAAAAUAAUAAUUCGUGCAAUGCAUUGUGGGAACACGGCUAGGUUAGUUAUUUUUUUAGUGCUUUAGUCUUCAAAACUGAUUUAUUUUUAUGUUAUAUAUGAACAUCACCAAAUGUCUAAUAAAGUGAUUAUAGUAAAUGCUUUAUCGAUACGUCACUAAUACACAGCAGUCUGCUUAUGAAGGAAAUGUUUGACGCAUGCACAGACUUGAAUAUGGUUGUGUAUUCAAGGAACCGUAAUGCAGACGGCUAUGUGGGGAGAGGAACGACAAGAGUGUAUCUAAAUUUUACACCCAGGCUACAAACAUUUAAUAAUGUACCAGAUCAAGUAUUGCACUAUCGGUUUCUCUUUUUCACAAAUUUCAGUUAAUGAUGUUUUGCAGGUGAUUCAUGCGCUACCCUCAUCUGGUGCUCCAGGUCCUGAUGGGAUCGACUGCAAAUUUAUUAAGAUGGCAGCUUACGAACCUGCCCUUCCAUUAGCCAUGCUUUUAAAUCUUUCAUUUAACACUUGCUCAGUCCCUGCUCUAUGGAAAGUUACAAAAAUACUUCUAUUAUUUAAAAGAAGGUGAUGCUUGCGAGCCAAAUAAUUAUAGGCCCAUAGCUUUAAUAAAUACAGGCAUUAAAGUUUUCGAAAAGCUAGUAUUUAGUCAACUUUAUAGUUAUCUCGAGGACAACAAUAUACUUUCUCAAUUUCAGUCAGGUUUUAGGAAGAACUUCUCAACCACUGCUGCUGUAACCAUGCUUGUUAAUUAUAUUCAAUAGGGUUCUACAUGAGCUUACUCACUGGAGCAAUUUUCCUCGAUUUUAUGGAAGCUUUUGAUCUGGUUGAUCAUUAUUUAUUUUUAGAUAAGUUAAAUGCAAUUGGGCCGUCUAGGUCGUCGUUACUCUGGUUUAAUUCCUUUCUUCACCAUUGUUUUCCAUUUGUUUCUUUAAAAGGUGCCAACUCACAGAUCAGAGGAAUUUCUAGAGGAGUUCCGCAGGGUUUAUCAUUAGGGCCUUUAUUGUUUUCCAUUUUUGUAAAUGAUCUCCCUCUCUGUUGCUCCACAUGCUCCAUUUGUACAGAUAUCCAACUUCAUAUUGAGAUCUGAUGUAUCUAAUGUGUUUCUUUAAAGUGUUCCUUUAAUUUUUGUGAGCAGUGUAGUAUCAGAUCGAAUGAUCAACUCUCUUUUGUUGUACCUUUUUUCAAAAAGAAUCAGGAAAAACUGCUUUUUGUGUCAAAGCCCCAGCACAUUGGAAUAGACUCCUUCUGGAGAUACAAUUGAUUACUUCUUUUUGACGAUUCAAAAAUUCUGUCUAUUCACAUGUUACAUCUUCUUGCAUCAUUUUGUUUAUUUGCGCAAUGCUUUAUGGGAACAUGUCGGUGUUUAGUUACGCCUCUAACUUUAUUUGUGUGCUUCAGUUUGUUGAAUUUAAUUUAAUUUAAAAUACAGACACCAAAUGGCUUUUGCAUCUAUGAUAAAGAGAUUAUAAUGAUUUUUUUAUAUGUUUCUCCUAAAUACGUAAUUUGUGAUUAAAAUGUUUAAUGCAUGCGCACACUUAAAUUCGGUUGUGCGUUCGAGGAACCGCAGUGCAGACAACUGUGUGGGAUGAAGGGGUCCCACACUUACUGCCAUUAAUGUUAGAUCACUCUUGUUUCUCUACGGAUCAAAUAAAUCUUUUGCCUUUUCUUAAGGGUUUACAUGGAGAGGAACAAGAGUUGACCUACAUUUUUGAAGCCCUGGUCAAACAUAUUGACCUUAUUAGUGUUGAAUGACAAUCUGUGAUAGUAACGGUGGUCCAAGCAUUGGUGAAUGCAUGAAUCCAUCAUCAGGGUAAAGGAUUCAAACUUCUCACUACGAUACAGAGAUGAGCUAAGAUAUAAAAAUAUGUUAGAAAUUUGCAUCUAACCAGUUCCUCUUUAAAUACUGCUGGAUAAGAAAACGUCUCCUUAUUAUAAGCAAAAAUAUUUAAAAAAAAAGGCUCUUUAUCAAAUGUGUGAAGAGAUGGAUGUGAAACUCUGCAGGGUGAGAGAGGUUAUAAUGGUGUAACAAGUGGACCGUUUCUUAUGAAAACAGCAGUUUCUGCUAUGUGAUCAUUAGUAAACUACCAGCUUCCUGUUGCAAGACAGUUGUUUUUUGACUUUCUGUCCUGCAACAGCGACAAACUGAUAACAGUUGGACAGUCGUCCACUUGUCUCUCUCGGAGGGACGCACCAUCAGAUGAGCAGCCAUGGAGCUGUUUCUCCUCCAGCUGCUCAUCAUGUCUCCUUACUGCUGCAGCUCCCGGUCUCAGGAAUUUACCGGCCCAGCUGUCCGCGUCCAAAAAUCCCCACCCGCCACGGCAGGCCCGGUUCUGCAGGACCAUCCCUUUAUUGUUGUGUGGAACAUGCCCACAGCAAACUGCCAGAAGCACAAUGUCCAGCUGGACUUGGAGGAGUUUGAUAUCGUGGUGAAUCGUAAGCAGCGCUUCCAGGGUCAGAAAAUGACUAUCUUCUAUCGGGAUCGUCUGGGGGAAUAUCCAUACCUCUCCCAUGAUGGCAGGAGGAUGAACGGAGGGCUCCCUCAGCUGGGAGACCUCUCUGCCCACCUUUCCCUCACAGUAGCACAGCUGUCUUUUCUGCUGCGCCCCAACUUCUCUGGUUUGGCUGCCAUCGACUGGGAGGAGUGGCAGCCGCUCUGGGAGAGCAACUUCGGAUCCAGAAUGGAGUACCGGAGGCUCUCCAAGCAACUGGUGAGGCAGGAGAGACCAGAUUUGUUGGAGAAGAAUGUGGCCUUGUUGGCACGGCAACAGUUUGAGGAAAGUGCUCAGCUGUUUAUGGAGGAGACGCUUCGGCUGGUGGUCAGGAAUCGACCCAAAGGAUUCUGGGGCUUUUAUGGUUUCCCUUCAUGCCUAAAUAAACACAAAAGAAAGACAGAUAAAACCUACACUGGACGAUGCCACAAAGGAACCAGGAAGCAGAAUGACCGUCUGUCCUGGCUCUGGACCCAGUCCACAGCUCUGUAUCCCAGCAUCUACCUUCCUGAGAGGCUGGCCGGAUCUCCAGACGCAGCUCUGAUGGUCAGACACAGGCUACUGGAGGCUUUGAGAGUUGCAUCCCUUUGGCGUCAUGGCAACAGCACCAACCACACCACACCUGUCCUUCCUUAUGCCCGACUGGCGUUCACACACACGCUCAACUUCCUCAAUAAGACAGACUUGGAGCACACACUCGGGGAGAGCGCAUCCCUCGGAGCAGCCGGAGUUGUGUUGUGGGGAGAAAUGAAAUUUGCCAAAUCCAAGCAACAGUGCAUCCUUCUCAAAAACUACAUUCACAACACUCUGGGUCCAUUCGUGCAAUCUCUGAGGUCCAACACGCAGAGCUGCAGCGUCCAGCGUUGUCACAGUAACGGACGCUGCAUAAGGCGACGCGCGGGCGCAGGUCACUGGUUAUCUCUGGCUUCUGCUCCCUCAUCGGACCCUUUUGAAGGUGAUGGUUCCACCAGCAGCAAAUAUUUUCACAGAUAUUUCCUGUGUCAGUGCUAUUCAGGCUGGACUGGACCGGAAUGUUGCAGGAAAGAGGAAGAGAUCUAACAUUCAUUGUCUUCCUAAAGGCCUUAUUCAUUUAAAUCCUCUUUCAAAUAAAGGUCUACAAGACACA
Molecule: messenger RNA, 7875 nt
Organism: Nothobranchius furzeri (turquoise killifish)
Lineage: Eukaryota; Metazoa; Chordata; Actinopteri; Cyprinodontiformes; Nothobranchiidae
Gene: hyal3
Product: hyaluronidase 3
Biological process (GO): carbohydrate metabolic process; hyaluronan catabolic process
Cellular component (GO): acrosomal vesicle
Molecular function (GO): hyalurononglucosaminidase activity
Source: RefSeq, a predicted model, not a curated record